GCCACACGCGACCGAAUCCGUAAAUUUUUACACCAAGUGACGCGAGACAUUUAACGAACGGCAGGCUCAGUGUUGUUGGGCGUAAGAUGAAAUAAACCAAUCAGAGCUCCAGCUCCCAUGACCUCUAACCUCCAGCAUGUGUGAGCGGCAGAAGACCCAUGUCUUCCUGGGAGCUCCUCCCUCCUUUGGCCCAGGCUUGGUGUCUGAAGCUGGGCACGAGAGUGAGGCUCCUCCCCCUGCUGGGUGGAGACACCUGGAGCUCACCUGGAGAGGUGGACGUCUGAGGCCUGCAACAGGUUCUGCUGAAGUGCGGGAAGAACGAGUACGAACGAGCUCGGAUUACGAUGCCGUAAAGAUUCUGUGCUCCGAUCAUCGGGAACCUCCUGAGAUACUCGAGAGUCUUCAGGAUCAAUCAGGUCCCGAGAAGGAGGAUCAGUGUUUUGCUUCUAUUCAUGAGUAUCUGAACAGCUGCUUCCCUGAUGCUCAACCUGAUCCUGAUCCUGAUCCUGAACCUGAUCCUGAUCCUGAUCCUGAUCCUGAUCCUGAACCUUCACAUCAUAAACCCACACCAGCACACCCUCCUCUGUGUACAGACACUCAGUUCCUCGCCACCUGGACACUGAGUCAGGCCUUAAUCCUGAGAGGCAGCCGAAGCAUCCAAUUGGCACUAAGCCCAGAAAAAGCCCUGCCUCCCCAAACACCACCCAAACAAGCUAAGACCCCGCCCGCCAUCUCUUCCAGCACACCGGAGCUGUUCAGCCCCGUCACGCCAUCACCUGGAGCCUCCGCCGAGCUCUUCAGCCAAAUCUGCUUAACCCCGCCGCGGGUCACAAAAGGGGGUAUCGUCCUGGAGGCCACUGCAGGGGGCAUGCUCUGCUCCCAGGAGGCGGAGGCCACAACCAACCUCCACUCUCCCACCAAAUGCCCUAGUGUCAAGAAACCACGCAAAUGUGAGAAGCCAACGAGUCACGGCACGGCUGUGCUUCACUGUUCCACCACUCCUCUGGUCCAGUGUCUCAAACCAGGACUGAGGUUCUCGGUUCUGGUGGCCGUGGUUCAUCCCUGUCACCUGAAAGAGGUCAAGGUGAGGUCUGGUCCGUCCGCUGGGACAUUUGUCCCUCUGGCGUCCAUCGUGGUGACGGAUGAGUCGGACGUUGAGAUGAAGGUGGUUCUGUGGCGGCGGGCGGCGUUCUGGGCGUUGACCGUGAGUCCUGGAGACGUUCUGCUCAUCACAGGCCUGCAGGUGAACGAGGACAAGUGGAGAGGAGAGACUGUGCUGCAGUCCACCUUCAGCAGUAAACUGCUCAGCCUCGGACAGAUCACAGUGUCCACUUCACCAACGGCUCCUCAGCAGGUUGAUGCUCGCUCUCUCAGUCGACUAUGUUCAUUUCUCCGUGAGCGGCGUCCUCUUCUGGCGUCCGUGUGUCUCCGCCCGCCUCAGGACCUGAACCGCCUCCCUUACGCCACCCUGAGGUCACUGAGAGUCAACACACUGGUCCACGCACUGCUGCGAGUCACACACACACAUCUGAGCACAGAGUGGCGUGGAGAGGCGGAGUCUCGCUGCAGGUCAGCAGUUCAACUGAAAGCUGUUGUGACAGUGGAGCAGCCCGGCGGACAGCAGGGGGCGCUGCUGCUGUGGGGAGCUGCUGUGGAGUGGCUGCCCCGCUUCAGUGCAGACAAAAUGGCCAUCUGGGACUUCCACUUCCUCCUGGUGAGGGACAGUUUAACCUCUGACCUCCUCGAGAUGCACUCCACCCCCUGGAGCUCCGCCCACCGGCUGGACCCCACUGACCAGCGUCUGCGGGACUUCCUCGCUCCUCGACACAGUCCUGCGGGAGACGGCGUGGAGCUGGACGUGGACACGCUGCUGUCGCAGAAAUACAACGGUGUGGUGGAGCUCAGAGUCCAGGUCGCCGCCUUUAGCUUCCAGAACUCUCCGUCCUCCCAGAAUGCACCUCGGCUGUUACUGGACAGCUCCACGCCGCUGAACGGAGUCCUGGAGGCGCUGAGCGGAGACGCCACGUACGCCGGCUGCGGUCGCUGCUCCGCCGAGCUCAGCACCGACGCCAACGGCAUCUACAGCCCCUGUUACCCGUGCCUGCCCCUCACUGGUGUACGCCGGUACUACAGGCCAGGUGUGCUGACUGUGAGUGGGCGGGGCUAUAGUCAGCUGUGUGUUCUGGCUCCUCCUGUUCCUCUGCAGAAAAUCCUCAAAGCUCCACCCGAUAAACUCCACAGGAGCUCAGCUCCCGGCUCGCAGGUGAAGCUCAUCCAGGUGGCAGCAGAGAGGCUCCACGCCCUCCUCUCCCUCCCAAAGAAAACCUUUGUCAUCACCAUCAGGAGCCACUUCCUGUGCGACGAGAACAGCGCCCCCCUCAGUCAGGACUUUACGCUGCUCGACCUUCAGUUACCGACUGAUUGUAAAUAAUCAGUAAAACCUCAAGGGUAAAUUCAUGACGUUGUCUUCUUGAUGGACACUGACACUUCAGCACAGGACGAAACAAAAAAACAUGUCUAUUUACUUCCUGUUGUUGACGUUGAAAUAAAAAGGUUCUGCCUCUGUCGUUUAUUUUAAA
Solea senegalensis (Senegalese sole) is the source of this 2579-nucleotide messenger RNA. RefSeq names its product shieldin complex subunit 2 (gene shld2). The record is from RefSeq and is a predicted model, not a curated record. Gene Ontology annotation, biological process: regulation of double-strand break repair via homologous recombination. Lineage: Eukaryota; Metazoa; Chordata; Actinopteri; Pleuronectiformes; Soleidae. The transcript is spliced from 13 exons. Gene Ontology annotation, cellular component: site of double-strand break; nucleus. The coding region runs from base 137 to 2431 and encodes 764 amino acids.